AAGAGAUGCACUCAUGCAAAGACUUAAUACACUAUGGGCUGGUUUCCUGGACACAGAUUAAGCCUUAUCCUGAACUAAAAAGAAUGCUUAAUGGAGAAUCUCUUAUCAAAAGCGUAUGUAAUCUUUGUCAUUACCAGGUGUAUCUUGUAGUUCUGAGAUUGGCCCCAAAGCAUACUUGAAAAGGAUAACCAAGACCAGACAAGAUGGAGACGCUCAACCUCACCAACUACUCCAACCUCAGCUCAGACAAUGGAAGCAGCAGUCUCUUCUCUGGGAGUCCCUAUAAGACGGUAGAGAUCGUCCUCAUCAUCCUGGUGGCCGGGUCACUCAGCCUCGUCACCGUCAUUGGCAACAUCCUGGUUAUGCUCUCCAUAAAGGUCAACAGGAACCUCCAGACUGUCAACAACUAUUUCCUGUUCAGCCUAGCCUGUGCUGACCUCAUUAUUGGCCUUUGCUCCAUGAACCUCUACACUGUCUACAUUGUGAUUGGACACUGGCCCUUAGGCCCGGUUGUGUGCGACCUGUGGUUGUCCAUUGAUUACGUGGUCAGCAACGCCUCAGUUAUGAACCUCCUCAUCAUUAGCUUUGACCGCUACUUCUGCAUCACCAAGCCUCUCAGCUAUCCGGUGCGCCGCAGCACCAUGAUGGCGGGGAUGAUGAUUGCGGCGGCCUGGGUGCUAUCAUUCGUACUAUGGGCUCCUGCCAUCUUGUUCUGGCAGUUCAUCGUGGGUGGGCGGACGGUGCCGCCUGGUGAGUGCUACAUCCAGUUCUUCUCCAACGCAACGGUGACGUUUGGCACGGCCAUCGCGGCCUUCUACCUGCCUGUGGCCAUCAUGAUCAGUCUCUACUGGCGCAUAUCCAAGGCCAGCCGCAGCCGGGUACGGAGGAACAACAGGAAACCUUCAGGGAAUAGCCUGGGAGAAGGGCCAUCGCAGAGCCAGGAGGAUGGGAGCAGGGCCAAGCCCAAUGACUGCACUGUGACUGGGGAGGAGGAGGAGGAGGGUGGGGAUGGAGAGAAGGUCGGGGAGGGGGUCCAGCAGCAGAAUGGCAGGGAGCCCUGCAGAGGGGAAGGGCCAGACAGAGAUAGCUCUACCACAACAGUCAGCAACCUUGCCUCAUCAUCCAAUCAAAAGGAAGAGCCUGGCCUAUCACAGAAGGGGUCAAACGCUGAAGCCAAAUCCAGCCAGACACGGUGUUGCUCUCAGAACCAGGCCACAGGCUGCGGGCCCAAACUCUCCUGUAUCAGAAGCAACCCCCGGCCUGAGGGAGAGACAUACACAGCCAGCAACACAGAUUCCACCCCUGCCACAGAGAAACACAGCCUGGUGACACGGACGCUGUUAAAGGUGACAAAGAGGAACUCCAAGCAGAGCCCCAAGAGGAAGACGAAGAAGAAGAAGGGCCCUCCGUCCCGGGAGAAGAAGGUGACGCGCACCAUCAUGGCCAUUCUGGUGGCGUUCGUGGCCACGUGGACGCCUUACAAUGUGAUGGUGCUCAUCAACACCUUCUGCUCCAGCUGCAUCCCCAACUCACUGUGGACCAUUGGCUACUGGCUGUGCUACAUCAACAGCACCGUCAACCCGGCCUGCUACGCCCUGUGCAACACCACCUUCAAGAACACCUUCCGACAGCUGCUGCUCUGCCAGUACAGGAACAUACGCACGAUGAGGUCAUGAGGACCAGGGGGUCAGGGGUCAUGGCUGCGAAGCUGCUGUCUUCAUUCACUCAGAUACUCACAGAUCUGAUAGGACUGGAUAGGUGAAAGUAGGUGAAGCUAUUGUUUAGACCUACCCAGUCACCUUUGAUCUGUGCAGAGGCUGAACCAGAGCAGAAGGAGAGGGGAGACAACUUCUUAGACUGAAAUGCAGCUCAGAUGUGUAUCUAUCUAUGUUGGUUGUGGUUUUAUAUGAGUAGGUUCCAAAUUAGACUGCUAUUCUCAUGAAACGUUUGGUUUCAACAUGGUGGCUAAACUUGGUUUACAUAAUGGCCGUCUAUGUUACGUUUUGGGUAUGUGACAUGUCUACUCUAUGGUAUGAAUUUGGUUAUCUCGGGUAUGUCUGGGUGAUUCUGUCUGAUGUCUUGUGAUUGCUUGUUGUACAGUGCUUGUUUGAUAAACAGGUGCAGUGGCAGAGGUUUGCUCAGAGCUGUUUCUGCACUGUUCAGACACUUAAGGUUUGUUUGUUGAUAUACUAUGACACAUGGUUAUAGAUGUUCCCCUAUGUACAGUUGAAGUCGGAAGUUUACAUACACCUAAGCCAAAUACAUUUAAACUCAGUUUUUCACAAUUCCUGACAUUUAAUCCUAGUAAAAAUUCCCUGUCUUAGGUCAGUUAGGAUCACCACUUUAUUUUAAGAAUGUGAAAUGUCAGAAUAAUAGUAGAGAGAAUUAUUUAUUUCAGCUUUUAUUUCUUUCAUCACAUUCCCAGUGGGUCAGAAGUUUACAUACACACAAUUAGUAUUUGGUAGCAUUGCCUUUAAAUUGUUUAACUUGGAUCAAACUUUUCGGGUAGCCUUCCACAAGCUUCCCACAAUAAGUUGUGUGGAUUUUGGCCCAUUCCUCCUGACAGAGCUGGUGUAAGGUUUGUAGGCCUCCUUGCUCACACUUGCUUUUUCAGUUCUGCCCACAUAUUUUCUAUAGGAUUGAGGUCAGGACUUUAUGAUGACCACUCCAAUACCUUGACUUUGUUGUCCUUAAGCCAUUUUGCCACAACUUUGGAAGUAUGCUUGGGGUCAUUGUCCAUUUGGAAGACCCAUUUGCAACCAAGCUUUAACUUCCUGACUGAUGUCUUGUGAUGUUGCUUCAAUUUAUCCACAUAAUUGUCCUUCCUCAUGAUGUCAUCUAUUUUGUGAAGUGCAACAGUCCCUCCGUGCUUCACGGUUGGGAUGUUGUUCUUCGGCUUGCAAGCCUCCUCCUUUUUCCUCCAAACAUAGCGAAGGUCAUUAUGGCCAAACAGUUCUAUUUUUGUUUCAUUAGAACAGAGGACAUUUCUCCAAAAAGUAUGAUCUUUGUCCCCAUGUGCAGUUGCAAACCAUAGUCUGGCUUUUUUAUGGCGGUUUUGGAGCAGUCGCUUCUUCCUUGCUCAGCGGCCUUUCAGGUUAUGUCGAUAUAGGACUCGUUUUACUGUGGAUAUAGAUUCUUCUGUACCUGUUUCUUCCAGCAUCUUCACAAGGUCCUUUGCUGUUGUUCUGGAAUUGAUUCACACUUUUCGCACCAAAGUACGCUCAUCUCUAGGAGACAGAAUGCGUCUCCUUCCUGAGCGGUAUGACGGCUAUGUGGUCCCAUGGUGUUUAUACUUGCUUACUAUUGUUUGUACAGAUGAAUGAGGUACCUUCAGGCGUUUGGAAAUUGCUCCCAAGGAUGAACCAGAGUUGUGGAGGUCUACAAUUAUUUUUCUGGGGUCUUGGCUGAUUUCUUUUGAUUUUCCCAUGAUGUCAAGCAAAGAGGCACUGAGUUUGAAGGUAGACCUUUAAAUACAUCCACAGGUACAGCUCCAAUUGACUCAAAUUAUAUCAAUUAGCCUAUCAGAAGCUUCUAAAGCCAUGACUUCAUUUUCUGGAAUUUUCCAAGCUGUUUAAUGGCACAGUCAAUUUAGUGUAUGUAAACUUUUGACCCACUGGAAUUGUGAUACAGUGAAUUAUAAGUGAAAUAAUCUGUCUGUAAACAAUUGUAGGAAAAAUAACAUGUGUCAUGCACAAAGUAGAUGUCCUAACCGACUUGCCAAAACUAUAGUUUGUUAAGAAGAAAUUUGUGGAGUGGUUGAAAAACAAGUUUUAAUGACUCCAACCUAAGUGUAUGUAAACUUCCGACUCCAACUGUAAGUAUAAAUGAGGUUUAGAUUGUUCAAAAAAGAUGUGUAAGUAUUCUGAGAAAGAACAUAAAAACAUCAGUACUGUUGAUAUAUAUCUAGGAGAAGAAGAGGGAAGAGAGAGAAGAGAGGAAGAAGACUGAGAAUUUCCUGCACUGCCAAAACCAACAGUUUCAGAGAAACAUAAGACUACGAAUACACCUGUAAAUAUACAGUACCAGGCAUAAGUUUGGACACACCUACUCAUUCAAGGAUUUUAUUUUUUCUAUUUUCUACAUUGUAGAAUAAUCGUGAAGACAUAACAACUAUGAAAUAACACAUGGAAUCAUGUAGCAACCAAAUAAGUGUUCAACAUUUUAUAUUAGAGAUUCUUCAAAGUAGCCACCCUUUGCCCUGACAGCUUUGCACACACUUGGCAUUCUCUCAACCAGCUUCACCUGGAAUGCUUUUCCAACAGUCUUGAAGGAGCACUUGCUGGCUGCUUUUCCUUCACUCUGCGGUCCAACUCAUCCCAAACCAUCUCAAUUGGGUUGAGGUUGGGUGAUUGUGGAGGCCAGGUCAUCUGAUGCAGCACUCCAUCACUCUCCUUCUUGGUCAAAUAGCCAUUACACAGCCUGGAGGUGUGUUGGGUCAUUGUCCUGUUGAAAAACAAAUGAUAGUCCCACUAAGUGCAAACCAGAUGGGAUGGCAUAUUGCUGCAGAAUGCUGUGGUAGCCAUGCUGGUUAAGUGUGCCUUGAAAUUCUAAAUAAAUCCCUGACAGUGUCACCAGCAAAGCAUCCCCACACCAUCACACCUCCUUCUCCAUGCUUCGUGGUGAGAACUACACAUGCGGAGAUCAUCCAUUCAUCUACUCUGCGUCUCACAAAGACACGGCGGCUGGAGCCAAAAACCUCACAUUUGGACUCAUCAGACCUAAAGACAGAUUUACACUGGUCUAAUGUCCAUUGCUCAUGUUUCUUGACCCAAGAAAGUCUCUUCUUCUUAUUGGUGUCCUUUAGUCGUGGUUUCCUUGCAGCAUUUCGACCAUGAAGGCCUGAUUCACGCAGUCUCCUCUGAACAGUUGUUGUUGAGAUGUGUCUGUUACAUGAACUGUGAAGCAUUUUUUUGGGCUGCAAUCUAAGGUGAAUUUAUCUCUGCAGCAGAGGUAACUCUGGGUCUUCCUUUCCUGUGGCGGUCCUCAUGAGAGCCAGUUUCAUCAUAGGGCUUGAUGGUUUUUGUGACUGCACUUGAAGAAACUUUUAGUUCUUCAAAUUUUCUGGAUUGACUGACCUUAAUGUCUUAAAGUAAUGAUGGACUGUCGUUUCUCUUUGCUUAUUUGAGCUGUUCUUGCCAUAUUAUGGACUUGGUCUUUUACCAAAUAGGGCUAUCUUAGGAAGGAAAGAAAUUCCACAAAUUAACUUUUAACAAGGCACACCUAUUAAUUUAAAUGCAUCCCAGGCCUUUUGAACCUGAUUGAGAGAAUGCCAAGAGUGUGCAAAGCUGUCAUCAAGGCAAAGGGUAGCUACUUUGAAGAAUCUCUAAUAUAAAACAUAUUUUGAUUUGUUUAACACUUUCCUGGUUACUACAUGAUUCCAUACGUGUUAUUUCAUAGUUUUAUUUCUUCAUUAUUAUUCUACAAUGUAGAAAAUAGAAGAAAAAAAAACUGGAAUGAGUAGGUGUGUCCAAACUUAUGACUGGUACUGUAUGUAACUACACUGUAUAUACAAAAGUACGCCGACAACCCUUCAAAUUAGUGGAUUCGGCUAUUUCAGCAACACCCAUUGCUGACAGGUGUACAAAAUCGAGGACACCGCCAUGCAAUCUCCAUAGACAAAGAUUGGCUAAAAACAUGCUAAACCACAUCUGUUAUCCAACCCUGUAACUGUACAACGCGAGUUAUUGUGAUAUAACUACCUUUGCUCCCCAUUACCGAUCCUCUACCCUCCCCUCCCCAUGUUCUGCUUAUUCAUACUCCAUACAUUUAACCACAACAGGUAUUUUGAA
Molecule: messenger RNA, 5789 nt
Organism: Salvelinus fontinalis (brook trout)
Lineage: Eukaryota; Metazoa; Chordata; Actinopteri; Salmoniformes; Salmonidae
Product: muscarinic acetylcholine receptor M2-like
Exons: 3
Coding region: 204-1676 (490 amino acids)
Biological process (GO): adenylate cyclase-activating adrenergic receptor signaling pathway
Cellular component (GO): plasma membrane
Molecular function (GO): G protein-coupled acetylcholine receptor activity
Source: RefSeq, a predicted model, not a curated record